Messenger RNA from Symbiodinium pilosum, 1209 nucleotides. The record is from the annotation of a GenBank genome assembly. NCBI's taxonomy places the organism in Eukaryota, Dinophyceae, Suessiales, Symbiodiniaceae.
AUGGCUGGCUGGGGCACAGAUGAUACCGGCCUCAUUACCCUACUGGUGCAUCUGUCGGAGCGACAUCGUCGUGAUUUGGUGGAUAAGUAUAGGGAGAUCAAGAAUGGUGGAGACAUCUACGAGGCUAUCGAAGGCGAUACUAGCGGUGACUACAAACACGCUCUGCUGGCGCUUGUGAAGCCGCCUCCCAAGGUCUGGGCCGAAGCAAUUUUGUCCUCGAUGAAGGGCCUGGGAACAUCUGACAACCUUUUGAUCAACUGGAUGUGCAUCGCAAAAGAGCGCAUGGACGAGGUCAGAGCGUAUUUCCAGGAGCUUGGUGCUGGUGACCUACCGGCCUGGAUUGCCAGUGAAUGUGGCGACAGCGACUACAAGGACACUCUCAUUCGGCUGGCCAAUCGACGCUGCGAGCGCUUCGCUGGUCAAGAGGUCGGUCUUAGCAUUGCGCCGCCGCUGACCAAAGAGGAUGCCGUUCUCAAGUUCACCACAACUUUCAACAAGCUGUGCAAACGUCGACGGGAGACGAGCGGCAACAUCAUUCCAGGUGAGGAGGACCAGCAGGCCAUGGGAAAUGCCUUUUUGUACCACGGCUCGCUGUCCAGCUGCGCCCCUAAUCUGGAUAUUCCAGGUCUCUGGGACUUGACAAAUGCAUGUGGCUUCCCGCCUGGAGAUAAUGGUCCAGACUUGGUGGCAACAUUCCAUCAGUGGGAUGUGAGUGGCACGGGUGAGAUCACCUGGAAUGAUUUCGUGCGUGAAAUGACGACGCGUGUCAACGAUCCUAGCCAUUUCAAUGCUGAUCCACUCCCUGAGACGCUGGACAUGAUCUCUAUUCCAGAUGCGCCUUUGGGUGAUGGCUACAAGGACCACAUGAACGUUUACCACGCCUGUGACGAUGAUUACGAGGAAUAUGAUGAUGACGGUGCAACUGCGCCAGCGCCCGAAGAAGCGAUCGAUAUGUAUGCAGCCUUUACGGAUGGCAGCUGGAAAGAUGUGCUUGCCGGCAUAAAGCCCACAGAGGAUGGAGGCCUUCUUUCCGGGCCCUGGGGCGAAUGCAUUGCAGCUGCUGUCAAAGUGGAGUGCACAGAGGACUGGCAGGGCCGCUUUGAUGAUGCUCCGGUGGGAUUGGUGAUUGACUACAUGUGUUCACUGGGCCACGAAGCCUUGGCUGGCAUGGCGGAACAGAAGGAACAGGCCUGCAAAGCAGCUCUGUGA